This is a messenger RNA of Brassica oleracea var. oleracea, 573 nucleotides long. RefSeq lists its product as uncharacterized. Lineage: Eukaryota; Viridiplantae; Streptophyta; Magnoliopsida; Brassicales; Brassicaceae. The transcript has a single exon. Bases 1 to 573 code for a protein of 190 amino acids. The record is from RefSeq and is a predicted model, not a curated record.
AUGAGUCUAGCGAGGGAGUUCAUUCGUAUGGACAUCAAAAGUGGGCAAACAGUGAGGUUUUGGACAGAUAUAUGGCAUCCAAAAGGGAGUCUAAUAGACAUUACGGGGGAGAUUGACACUCAGAAAUUGAGAAUUCCGCGUAAUGCAAAAAUAUGUGAGGUUCAUGUUGAUGGCUUCUGGCAGAUACGGCGUUGCAGAGACCGUCGUAUUCAAGUGCUGAUGCAGGAGGUUUGGGACUUCCCUAUCUCACAUUCUGUAGAUGUCAUGGACGGAGUUCUGUGGAGGAAGGGACCUGAUGAUUAUGGGGACGGGUUCUUGUCAGAUGCAACUUGGCAGCAUAUAAGGCAGCAGAAACAAAAGAUUCAAUGGACUAAACUGAUUUGGUUCUUGCAAGGUGUUCCGCGAUUUGCUUUCAUCUCAUUGCUUGCUUUCCGGGACAGCCUAGCUACUGGUCACCGGACCGGAGUUUGGGGACAACCGCAAGGCUGUCUAUUCUGCGGCGAGCCUGAAGACACACACGACCAUCUCUUUUUGCUUAUCCGUACACUCUCACGCUAUGGCUGCAAGUCGUAG